CGGUGGGGCGACGUCUUUCUCCGUGCAGCCCGAGCCUGUGCGCUGCUCGCUCGGUGGAGUUAGACUCGGCGACUUGGAGCCAGACCUUUGGGGGGUCGGGGAAGGACGUCGAGGGUGGAUUGUGGAGAGAAGCAGGAAAUUCUAAAGAGGUUGAGCGUACCAGAGGGCUUGUGCUUUCCAUGCGGACGCAGUAACGAGAUGGUCAGUCAGCUAUGCUCUGUUUCUGAUGAGGAUAACUAAGAAGGUAAAGAGUUUCCUCAGUGGACUGGAGAUUUAAGUGGUGUCUGGGGAAGGAUUUGUGGCCAGCCAGUGAGAUUGAUUUCAUUGGUAAGUGGUUGCUGUGAAAUUCCUGUAGAUUCUUAUUUCUGGAGCAUUUUUUUUUUUCAGAGAUUCUCCUCUUCCUGACAUGAUUUAAGUGUGUGGGAUUCUGAUCUAUUAUUGCAUGCUAACUGAAAUUUUAUAUUCCAGGUUUAGAGUUUAUUCAAGCAUUUCUCAAGUGCUUAAGUCUCUUAAAAUGACAAACUCAUUCCAAGGCUUCUCUCUACUGCUUAGUUAGCAUUUUCCUGAUGGGGUGAGAUACAGUGACAUGCUGGAGCUGGCUCGUAAAAUUCAAGAGUUUGAUGAGCCUGUCAUUAACUUCGCUGGAAACAAAGAAUUGAAAGUGAAAUCUGUGCCAGCCUCUGCCUGAAGGAGAAAUAGCUUCUGUUUUUCCCUCAGCAUUGCUCUUGAGAUUCACCCAUGCAGAUCUGUGGAGAUGAAGCGAAAGCAUGAGAACUGGCAAGAAUCCAACAGCCUGUUACUUAACCCUUCCCUGACUGAGCCGGUGAAGUAUGAUUUGGGAGCCCUUCAUCACGGACACCUGGGGCCAGGCUGCCAGCUAGACCUCUGGUCUCCCCCUGACUGUUCUGUCUCACCAGCUAAUGAUGGACUGUAACAAGAGAAGUUGUCGGAAUGGCCCCAAUUAAGCAGUGUCAAGAUGGGGAGGCAGACAUAUCACUGAGUUACCUGGAGAGGUUUUCCAAAUGUACACCCACUGUAUCUCCCUCUCUGAGACUCGACUGAAAUGGCUGGCGAGACCCUUUGACUUGCAGAGGUCAGGAGUGGGAGGAGAGGUAACACCUGGAUUUAACUAAAGCCCUCAGGCUCACUCCAUCCGCCGCUGCUGUGGACACAAGGUGCUUGACCCCAGAGGCCUACCAUGAAACCACACUUAAAGCAAUGGAGGCAACGAAUGCUUUGCGGGAUAUUUGUUUGGGGGCUCCUUUUCCUGGUGAUUUUCAUCUAUUUCACCAACAGCAACCCUGCAGAACCCAUGCCCAGCUCCUUCUCCUUCCUGGAGACCAGGAGGCUGGUGCCCAUGCAGGGGAAGCAGAGAGCCAUCAUGGGCGCCAUGCAGGAGCCCUCCCUGCUGGAGAGCCUGAACACAAACAAAGGGCUCCUCGAUGGACCCCCAUCCGGCCCCUUUCACAUGGAGUGGGGUGACCUGCAGAAAUGGGCGCAGGUGCCCGAUGGAUUUGAAAAUGAAGAAGAGAUCUUUUCAUCCCAGAUGGGGAGAAAAUCUCAAAGUGCUUUCUACCCGGAGGACGACGACUAUUUUUUUGCUGCAGGUCAGCCAGGGACGCACAGACACACGCAGGGCACGUUGGGGUCCCAUUCCCCCGGAGACCACGGCCUGCAGGAAGGGGUUUUGCUGGCUGGAGAGGCCCAGAGAAGGCGAGUGAAAAGGAGGCACCGCAAGCAGGGAAGGGGCUCGGUGUUGGCAGAGGGCAGCGACGGCGACCGGCUGUACUCCCCCAUGUCGAGGGCCUUCCUCCACCGGCUCUGGAAGGGAAACGUCUCCUCCAAAAUGCUCAACCCGCGCUUGCAGAAGGCAAUGAAGGACUACCUGAGUGCCAACAAGCAUGGCGUGCGCUUCCGCGGGCGGCGGGUGGCCGCGCUGAGCCGCGGGGAGCUGCUGUGCCAGCUGCGGGGCCGCGUGCACGUGCGGACACUGGACGGCACGGAGGCGCCCUUCUCCGCGCUGGGGUGGCAGAAGCUGGUCCCCGCUGUACCGCUGAGCCAGCUGCACCCACAAGGCCUUAAGAGCUGCGCUGUGGUCAUGUCUGCAGGAGCCAUCCUCAACUCCUCGCUGGGGAAGGAGAUAGAUUCUCAUGACGCAGUUUUGAGAUUUAACUCUGCUCCUACGCGUGGCUAUGAGAGAGAUGUUGGAAAUAAGACCACAGUGCGCAUCGUCAAUUCCCAGAUUCUGACCAACCCCAACCAUCACUUCAUUGAUAGUUCAUUGUAUAAAGAUGUCAUUUUGGUCGCCUGGGACCCUGCUCCUUAUUCUGCAAAUCUUAACCUGUGGUACAAGAAGCCAGAUUACAACCUGUUCACUCCAUAUGUUCAGCAUCGUCAGAGAAACCCAAAGCAGCCAUUUUACAUUCUUCAUCCUAAAUUUAUAUGGCAGCUUUGGGAUAUUAUCCAGGAGAAUACUAAGGAGAAGAUUCAGCCCAACCCCCCAUCUUCUGGCUUCAUUGGGAUCCUCAUCAUGAUGUCCAUGUGCAGCGAGGUGCAUGUGUAUGAAUAUCUCCCAUCCGUCCGGCAGACAGAGCUCUGCCAUUACCAUGAGCUGUAUUACGACGCGGCCUGCACGCUGGGCGCCUACCACCCACUGCUCUAUGAGAAGCUCCUGGUGCAGCGUCUGAACACAGGUGCCCAGGGGGACCUGCACCGCAAGGGGAAGGUGGUCCUGCCUGGCCUCCGAGCCGUGCACUGCCCUGCACCCAAGCCUGCUGUGCCACACUCCUGAAAAGGGACUCUUGGGAAUCAAUGUGCAAUAAGGUACUACUGUUGUACUCUAAGUCACGAGGAAUACUUGAAGAUAUAUUUUAGGCAAUGUAGUAUUGAGUGUCUAAACUGUAAUUUAGUGGCGACCGCAAGAAUUCUUCUCUUUCUAAGCCAUUAAGUAUUUAUUACUGUUUUGAAUUUACAAAUGAAAUUCAAAGAGAUGAACGCUCAAGAAAGGUGCAAAAAACAGAUAGAAAAAAACAAGUGUUUAACAGAUGGAUGCUAUAACUCCAAAAAUGUUACCCUUUUCUUAUGCCAUGGGCACCCCAUUUCAGGACUGGCUUCUGUUACAGGUUUCAAUGACAUACUUCAUUUUGUGAAAGAGUUUAUACCCAGGAACAUUCCCAUCGAACUAUGGUAUCAACAGCAUCUGCGUCACUUGUACGUGCAUCCAUCAUUAAAUAGCCUAGUAUUUUGACAAACGACUGAAUUACCAUUCAGAUAUGUUUAUUCUAACAGCAAGAAUCCCAAGUACAAAUUAGAAGGUGCAUGUGUUUCCAAACCAUUACAUCCCUCAGCUGUGCUUCCCAUUGCUUGCUAAAUGUUUUGCAUAUCAGGACCAAUUUCUAAAAUUGUACAGUAUCCAUCUUGAGCAGCCUAAGGAAAAGCCAACCCCAGAACAGCACCACUUUGUUUUCCUGCAGUAUGUCCUAACUCAACCAGGAAUGUAGUAGCCACCAGAUGGAAGGGCCAUCACUGGCAAGUAAAUACUGUCACGGGGCUGAAGGAUGGCCCUGGACUUUGCCACCUUGUGACUCCUCCCCUGCCAGUCCUCCCUGAAGGCCUUUCAUAGUUACUUGCAUAAACAGUUGGACACCUAUGGGGCAUGGCACCUCCCAAUCCAGAGGAAUGUUUGGGGAGCAGUUAUUCUGUAUUUCUGGGAAUGCACUAUUGGGAACCCGAAAGGGUUGUAUUGGAUUUUCACUAAUUCUUGCUAUGGACAGACAUUUAAGAGUCCCGAUCUUUUUUUCACAGCUAUGUUUUAUGUCAGCAACAUAUUAAAGCCAUAUAAUUAAAUAAAAUUGUGUGACAACAUUCCCCUUAACAACAAGGAAACUAUGUAUAUACUUCAGAGGGAAAGGCAGCUAGAGGGAAAAAUUGUCAUUCCAGGGUGUUAACUUUAUUCAGUAUUAUUUAUUUAUUUUUUAAUCUCUACUUUUGUCACUGAUACAUUGGGAAAAAUUUUUUUUGCUAUGAACAUAGUGAAAGAGAAACAUUUUGAAAUACCUUAAUUACAUGUCCUACAAUUUCAAGAGAUCACCAAAUCAUAUUUCAGUGGUGCAGUUAGGAUUUCUUGACAAUGAAAAUGGUGGCUUAAUUAGACACAUUCUCCUUGGCAGGUGUGCGAACGCCAGGAGAGUCUAGUGGAAAGCUUUUUUUUUUGCUCUAGGAUUGUUUUUUUCCCCAAAACACUCUUUGAGACCUCUUUCUUGGGCAGGAAUUGUUUAGAGAAACUGACAGCUUCCAUUUGGUGAGUCUACAUCAUAGAAGUCAGAUUGGGAUUAGACAUGUCCUGUGGUUUAGUGUAAUGGUGAAAUAUGUGUCACUGCAAAGUCCCAAUCAUGACAAUAUCCACUAAGUGCCCAUUUUGAGAAUUUCGUUUCCAUGAAAUGGGAUGGAUAAUUUUAUCCGACAUGUUAUCUUAUGUCCAAGCAGACAUGGUCACUUCACUUUUCUUUCCUUAUUCCCUGUUUAGUGAGUAAUGAAUUCAAAUGAUUUGGGAUGCUGGUGGGGUGAGCAAUCCUCCUGCAAGCCAUGGUUCUACCUAGACCUUCCAGACUGCCUUCAAAUGCCCAUGACAUUGAACUUCCCUUUUCGUUUUCCUACUGGAUUUCCUUGUCAGUGUCUUAUCCAUGACACCUCCUUAGGUGACAUGAGAGCUUGACUAGAGGAAAUUUUAUUGGGGUCACUGUAAAUAUUCAAGUUCAAAAGCCCCAGAAUAUACUUCAAAGAUUUUUAAUAGCAUUUUCUUAUAGCACAUGUACUUUUUCUUUCAGUCUUACUGAGGUUACAAGAAAGACUGAAGAACAUAAAGGAAAUUUAAUUAAAUUUUUUUAAUUUAUUAUGACCUUAGAGACCCUUGAGAAUCAGGGUCUGUUAAACAUUCAGAAAUGUGGUCUAUUAUGAUAGCAUAGUCUGGUCAUUCUUCUAUUUAGAAGUUUCAGUUGUUCAGCCUCUCAAAAACAUUAGGCAGUUAGAAUUAACAUGAUGACCACUUUUACUAUUAGCCAAGUGAUCCUAAGUAGCACUCUUUUGCCAGACAUUAAGUCCUAAUAUUCCACAUUUACUGAAAUGCAAUAAACACAUGGCCUUUAUUUGGAGUAGUUAACAAUAAAUGUUGUCCCAAUGCAUUUACCCCAGCUCUGUCCCUUUCAGAACCUUCCAUUCUCUUCUGCAAUAGGAUGCUGAUAAAAUCCUUAUGGUGCAACCUGAAGCCAUUAAGUGGCUCUUUCCUCAUUCUCAGGACUUGCAGUAGUCGUAUUGCCUCACACUUCAAGAUAACUUCACUUGAUCUUUUUUUGUUUUUAUUGUUGUCAUCCUAAAUAAAUGUUGACCAGGAAUGACAACUCACCUUCAUCUGGGUUCCCCUUGCUGGCUUCCUCAGUACUUCUAGCAAUAGCUGAGCAAGGCGUAGUGUUCUCAAAGUCCCCAGGGAAGUCCAGUGCUGGCCGUGUGUCCCUGGCCUUCCCCACUCAGUCCUUGUGGAGAACUUUGUGUGUAAGAUCAAGAGGUAGUCGAUUAAUAGUUGCAUGUAAGCAUCAUGCAAUAUGAGGAGUCUGAGUUAAAUUGUGACAUGUGAGGGCCUCCCCAGUGGCGCAGCAGUUGAGUGCUGGGUUGCGAAGCUACCCACAGCCUCUGCAGCGCCGGUUCGAUCCCCGGCUGCUCCCCGGCUACCGGAGGAGGGUCCCACAUGGCGCGCAGACCUCUCCUGCCGCCCGCUGCUCCCCUCAGCAGUGUACUUCAUCAGUCUCCCUGUUCUGGUCCCUGCUCUGGCUCUGGUGAAUUCUCUCACCCUCCCGCGCUUCGAACUGUACCCAGUGCUUGUAUAAAUAAGUAAAAAAUAAUAAUAAUAAAAAAGAUUUAUUUUAAAAAAAUGUGACAUGUGAGGGACUUUUGCACAUCUUUCAAUUUCUGGGUCUUUGAUUUCUGCUGGGACACAGGGCUUAAGCCCCCUAUAGCCUCCUGUAUGUCCUGUGUCCUUUAUCUCUCAGCCAGACAAUCAAUCCUGGACUGUCCAGUAAUCAUCUGUCAUUGUAGCCAUAGCAUCUGGACAAAGCAAUGUUGAAAUAAAUAAUCAUUAGCAUUUUCUAAAUUGGAAAAUAAAAGUAACUGUUUAAAGCUACCAUGGGAUCAUACUGUUACAUGUUUAUGAGCCAGUAAGUUCUGGUGGAACAAAUUAAUACCUUAUGUUGUUGGUUCAUCCUUCUGGGCAGUAACACUAAUACCCACUGAAUUAAUCCAGUCCUGUUUGACUCUAUUAAGUGGACUCAGUCCCACAAGAGUAAUGGCAUAUGAUGGGAGAAUUUUUUGUGCACAAAUGACAUUAUUAAAAAGUUUUCUCCAGCCUGUCAGAUCAGUACACAUGCUUGUUCCAGGCUGGUGGUCUGUGUUACCAGUCCUUUUCCUGCUUAGCUAUUGGAGGGCAAUAAGAGGGGGAGGGGAUUUUCAAGAAAUCUGUGAUUGAAUAUAUAGGCCAAAUAGUCUCUACUAUGUUCUUCCAUAUGAUGUUUUGACUUCUUUCUGAUAUUUUAAAACUCUUACCCAGGGGUUACAUGACGAAGGCAGCUACAUUUAGAAAUGAAUUGCUUAGGUAAACUAAGCCUGGGCUCAAACUUGUUUUUAAUACUCUAGGUUAAUUUCUAGUGUGAAAUGAUUCUGCAUGUUCCUGUCCCUUGGGCAUUACUUAGACAUUUGGCAAAUGAAAGGUAUUUCUCUGUCACUUCAAGGAAAUGAAGUAUAUUGAUAAGUUCUGAUUCUUGUUUUAUUAAGUGAGUGAAAUGUUUUAGUAAGAAAAACUAAUCCAGCAUAUUCCUCUACAAACUCAGACUAAUGGAAUUUAAAGAAUUAAUGACAUUGAUGUAGUUCUUACUCUGGUUAUAAAAAGUGUUUAUGUAGAUAUAGUUAUAUAAUUGUAUAUAUAUACGUAUCUACAUACAUGGUUGCUUUAUAUUGUCUUUUUUCAUCAAACUGUAUUUCUGAAAACUUUACAAUAAAUUUUAAUUAUGCAAACACAGUAUCUUUUAAGAGAAGGAAGUGUUAUAUGUCCUUCUGUUAAAAACAAUUUAGUCUUCCUACACAGUCAUAUUAUACAUGUCUUUGCUAUGUUCAAAAGUUUGGCGAAAAUAUUUAAAAGGCACCAUGAAGGUAGACCUGAAGACUGUAUCCUAGAUAGAAGCAUCAUUUAACUCUGAACUUUCAUGAAAGUUUAUCUGUAAUUCAUGACUCUUAUGAGAUUAGGGGAAGAAAAAUUUACUGGUUCUGUGGGAAAUAGUGUUCUUACUAGGUUGGUUUCAAACAAAUUAAAUGCAUUGGUAAUGUUAAAACCUACAUUUAUGAUACCACACAUUCUGUUUUACUUUAGAUACAAUACCAAGUUUUUCCGGUGGAAACCAGUAAACUUUUUUAACAGCUUGGGAAUUUUUUUGUAUAAUAAUUUUUAAAAUGAAAUGUGUACUCUUCAAACUAAUUAAGGCUUGAGAUUUUGCAGGAAUCACAUUUUAAAAGUGUUUGUACACAUUUUAACACUUGGAUAUUUUCUAUUUUGGUUUUGUAUAUUUUUAUGUAUACACAGUGUAAAGAUUUUUU
Molecule: messenger RNA, 7635 nt
Organism: Talpa occidentalis (Iberian mole)
Lineage: Eukaryota; Metazoa; Chordata; Mammalia; Eulipotyphla; Talpidae
Gene: ST6GAL2
Product: ST6 beta-galactoside alpha-2,6-sialyltransferase 2
Exons: 12
Coding region: 1199-2791 (530 amino acids)
Biological process (GO): carbohydrate metabolic process
Molecular function (GO): sialyltransferase activity
Source: RefSeq, a predicted model, not a curated record